AUGUCGGAGUACCGAACUCGACAACUCAACAAGUUGUUCUACAAUAUCCUUGAAGGCAAACAGACCGUUGUCAAGCUUCAAGAUGCCGAGAAAUUCCUCGAGUCUAUUGUGAACAGGACCGACAAAGCGGACUGCAUUGAGAGACUGGUCACGUCAGAAUCCGGCCAAGAUGCCCUUCACAAAUCCCUCGUCCUCGGAAAUUCAGCCCAAUUCAUUAAUGCAUAUACCACAAAUCUCUUGGAGUUCCUAAGAGAUCCCACUCUAAAGAGGGUCGGCGAUGGAGAGCUAUUGAAUCAGAUACUCUGGGCUAUGGUUGACCCCCCGUUAUUCUGGAAUGCUCUAGUUCAACAUGUGAAAAUGCAACAGCUCGAAGCUCAAUCUGUCGAAAGCUUCGCCUGGUUGUUGCUACAACUAAUGGUACUACCGCCAUCACAAUCAAAAGCAUUUCGACAGACGGCAGAAUCGCUUUUCCAGGACGGCUCUCUAGAGAAAUCGAGUCCACCAGGAGCCAGGGCCUACUUCCAACAAAUCCGAGCCUUGAUACAACACUCGCAACCCGAGAUACCUAACCAUGCCCGCGACUUCAAUCCAGGUGGCCGUCAUGAUAAUGACUUCGUCAAUUACCAUGAUAUAUCAAUUCUUCCUACGUGCGCUGAGCUGCAGUGUGCCGAGAGACCUUUCUAUCUGCAAGCUUCCGCAAUGUUGGAGUGGAAAAAUGAAGACCGAUCGUUCAAUCAUCUCGACAAUCAGUUUCGCCUCCUAAGAGAAGACAUGCUCGCUGAGAUACGCGAAGAUAUCAAACGCACAAGAAGUAAGAGUAAAAAGCCGAGCUGGAAAAAUAUGAUCAUCAAAGAUCUACGCCUAGAAAGCCUCGACAAGGAAGCUAUGGAGAAAGAACGGCCGUUUACUCUAGUGCUCCAAUGUAAGGAUGAUGUAUUGGCAAGUCACGGCACGAACAUUGCAAAGAGAAAGGAUGCCUUGAAAAGGAGACCAACAUUGCUGAAGCACCAGAGUUUUGGAUGCAUAAUGAAGAACGACAACCUCCUGGCCUUUGCAACCCUAGAGAGGAACGAAGACAAGCUUGCCCUACUUCCGCCACGCUUAUGCUUGCAAAUCAUAGGGACCGAUACGUUGAGCGGUGUUCUACUAGCUCUUCGAGAAGGAAUGGUGGACUUUUUGCUUGCAUCUACCCCUAUAUUCGCGUACGAACCAAUAUUGGAGAGAUUGAAGCGAAAGACCGAUAUCGAGCUUAGCCAUGAUAUUCUUAUUCACUCCCAGGAUCCAAUGGAGUCGGCUAUACAACCAGUAGCUGUCAUCGAUGCUCUCGAAGCAUCCCUCGUCACCAAUGAUAACUUGCAGAACUUGCUAGAUACGACACGACAAGUCAACCUAGACCCUUCGCAAGUCAAAGCUCUAAUACACGGAUUGACGUACCAGACAUGCCAGAUCCAAGGCCCUCCAGGAACCGGGAAAUCUCUCGUGGGUAGUCUCUUAGCCAAGAUUCUACACGAUAAUACAGAGGAGACGUUGCUCGUUCUGUCGUAUACCAAUCAUGCACUUGAUCAGUUUAUAGAGGAUUUACUGGAUAUCGGAAUCAACGACAGUAGCAUCGUGCGGCUAGGAUCGAAGUAUACCAAUAGAACCAGGCAUCUUCUGCUAGGACGGCCAACAGUUGACCUUGCUAGGAGGACAAAGACCCGGCGCGAGUUGAUUGAUUCCCAAAAAGCCAAGUUGGACUCCUUAGUGGAGAGCAUAGACAAAAGCUUUGAUGCCUAUCGCGAAGAUAUAAUUUCGCCUCUUCAGCUGCUAGAAUAUCUAGAGUUUUCUGAGGAGGAAAGCCACUUCUACGACGCGUUCUUGGUGCCUGAAGCAGCGGGCGGCGAGACUCGAGUCGGAAAAAAGGGUCGUCAAAUGAAACCCGACUACCUAUUCAAUUGCUGGGCAAAUGGAAAAGGGCCGGGUCCUUUUGCGAAGGAAAAGCUGGGAUCUACGUGCGGUAGUGUAUGGCGCAUGGCCAAAACAGAACGGCCUGCAAAAAUCCAGCAGUGGAUACGGGAGAUACGACAAGACCAUAUUUCCAACCUCGUGCAACAGACCGCCGACUUUAACAAAACCCAGAAGACCCUACGCAGCCUACAGAAAGAGAACACAGAGCAAGUUCUCCGAAGUAAGCGCAUUAUAUGUUGCACCACAACGGCUGCUUCGAUGUACGCCCAGGAAAUCCAGGCUGCGUCUCCAGGUAUUAUCAUCGUCGAAGAGGCGGGAGAGAUUCUAGAAAGUCAUAUCCUUGCGGCCAUGGGACCUAGUACCAAACAGCUCAUUCAGAUCGGAGAUCACAAGCAACUUCGACCAAAAGUGAAGAACUACAGUCUCACUGUGGAAGUCGGACAUGGGUAUGAUCUUAAUCGUUCGCUGUUUGAAAGGCUUAUACUCCAGGGACGGCCUCAUUGCACGUUGCUAAAACAGCAUAGAAUGAGGCCAGAGAUAUCAGCAUUAAUAAGACAUAAUUACCCUGACCUAGAGGAUGCUGACAGUACUAAAACCCGACCACAUCUCCGUGGCUUCCAAGAUGACAUCGUUUUCUUUAACCACGACUAUCCUGAAGUCAAAUAUGAUGUCCUUGCCGAUCGGCUUGAUCAAGGUGCUUCAUCAAGCAAGCAGAAUAUCUUUGAGGCGGAAAUGAUCUUGAAGUGUGUCCGCUACUUGGGCCAGCAAGAUUAUAAGACUACGGAUCUGGUGAUACUUACCCCCUACCUCGGUCAACUCUCGUCGUUGCGAGACCUACUCAUCAAGGAUCACGAUCCGAUCUUGAACGAUCUGGACUCUCAUGAUCUGGUCCAAGCUGGCAUUAUUCCGCCGGAAAGUGCGAGAGUCAAUAAGAACCCAAUUCGUCUCUCCACUAUUGACAAUUACCAGGGGGAGGAAAGCGACAUCGUCGUUGUCUCCCUGACACGUAGCAAUGAGAAUGGUGAUAUUGGGUUUAUGUGUGCACCAGAGCGGCUGAAUGUUCUGAUCUCGCGAGCCAGGGAUGCAUUAAUCAUGAUCGGCAAUGCGAAUACCUUCUUAAAUGCUAAGAAGGGGAGGGAAGAAUGGACUCGUCUCUUCGACCACUUAAAGGCCAAUGGGAAGAUCCAUGGUGGAUUUCCACUCAAAUGUGAAAAACAUCCGGAGACGAAACAUAUUGUUCGUUCAGUCGAGGACUUUGAUCUUCUAUGUCCAGAUGGAGGUUGCGCACUGCCGUGCAAUGAGAUGCUAUCCUGUGGCAAGCAUUUGUGCACAAUGAGGUGUCAUAUUCGAGUCGACCACACGAAGGUGCCUUGUUACCAUCCUAUGAAUGAUGUGUGCUCCCAGGGACACAAGUUAGUAUGGAGCUGCUCAGACAAGAAUCCGCCUGCUUGCCAGACCUGCCGCCGGGAAAAGGAAGAACGGGACCGAAAAGCUCGGAGGGAUAAGGAUCUAGAACGUGAAAGACAAGCGAAGCAAUUAGCAUACGCCAAGCAGCUAAGGGCCAUUCAAGAUGAUAUUGCCGCACAGAGGAAGAUCAUGCAAGAUGUCUUGGAGGAGAGGAGGAGAGAGCAAACGAUCAAGCAGCAUAAGAUUGAGCUUGCCCAAUUGAAAGAACAAGCCAGGAAGCCUCUCAGCAACAUUCUCAAUCCAAAGCAAGAAGCAACUCAAGGAGCAAAGAAAGGAGCGAGGCAAGGAGCGAAGCAAGAAUCGAUGCAAGAAUCGAAGCCUGCGCACCAAUCAGUCACGAAACCCAACACCGACUGCGAUGAGAGUCGUCCUUCCAAUAGCCCAUCUCCUGACGAAGCCCCUAGCCAGGGCCCGACCGAGAAUGCGCAAGAGUCAGACCCAACAGAUGACGACAACGUGUCCGAAACCAGUCACGAAAGCGACCAGCCGCCUACUACCGAAAAUCCUUCACCUGCUGAAGCAGACUGGCAGCAUCAAAAAGAUUAUGAGAAUGCUUCCAACGAAGCCCUCGACUCCCUGUGUAGGAUGAUUGGGCUAGAGAGUGUGAAGAAAGAGUUCCUCACCAUAAAGGCUAGGAUUGAUACUUCUAUUCGUCAAGGAACGGAUAUCAAGGAUGAAAGAUUUGGAGCAGCUCUACUUGGUAAUCCAGGAACGGGGAAAACAACCGUGGCUAGACUAUAUGCCAAGUUCCUGUCUUCCGUCGGCGCAAUCCCCGGUGACCAUUUUGAGGAAACGACUGGCUCGCGAUUGGCAAAUGAUGGUGUACAGGGUUGCAAAGCUCUGAUAGAUGAAAUCCUCAAUAAGGGUGGAGGUGUUUUCUUCCUAGACGAGGCGUACCAGAUUGUUUCGGGCAGUUCUUUCGGAGGAGGUCAAGUACUCGACUUCUUGCUAGCGGAAAUCGAGAAUCUCAGAGGCAAAGUCGUCUUCGUAUUCGCUGGCUAUCGGAAGCAGAUGGAAGCAUUCUUCGCGCAUAACCCAGGUAUUCCCAGUCGAAUUCCUAUCCAAAUGGACUUCCAGGAUUAUGAAGACGGUGAACUCUUGAAGAUCCUCAACUACCAACUUGAAAAGAAGUUUAACGGCCGCAUGAAGGUUGAGCGCGGGUCUAGAGGACUCUAUAUGCGCAUUUUGACACGCCGCAUCGGUCGCGGUCGGGGAAAGGAAGGGUUCGGCAAUGCUCGCGAGGUCGAGAAUGUUUUGUCAAUUGUUCUCGGACGACAGGCUAAUCGCCUCCACCAGGAACGGCGAAAGGGUAGCGUACCCGACGACUUGCUAUUGAAAAAAAUCGACAUUAUUGGACCACCUCCAAACCAAACAUUCUCUGGAAACAAAGAUUGGUUGAAGCUCAACAGCAUGAUUGGGCUGGAGUCAGUCAAGCAAGCAGUCAAGGCUCUCAUGAAUCGACUACAGACAAACUACGAUCGCGAGUUAAAGGAGCAGCCUCUAGUCGAAUGUUCAUUGAACAAGGUAUUCACUGGGAACCCUGGGACAGGCAAGACGACUGUAGCGAAACUCUACGGCGGGAUCCUCAAGGCUUUGGGCCUUCUAUCCAAUGGCGAAGUGAUUAUCAAGAACCCAUCUGAUUUCGUUGGCAGUGUACUCGGGGGGUCAGAGAAAAACACCAAAGCUAUCCUUGAUUCAACCAAAGGCAAGGUCCUCAUAAUCGACGAAGCUUACAUGCUUGCGAGCGGAGGUUCCAAAUCUGGAGGCACCAGUGACCCAUACAAAGAGGCUGUCAUCGACACGAUCGUCGCGGAAGUCCAAAGUACCGCCCUGGAAGACAGAUGCGUAUUACUGCUAGGCUAUAAGGAGCAGAUGGAGGACAUGUUCCAGAAAGUCAACCCGGGAUUGACCAGGCGGUUCCCCAUAUCGUCCGGGUUUAACUUCGAAGACUACGACGAUGGCGAACUUCGAAAGAUCCUCGACCUGAAACUCAAGCAACAGGGAUUCAAGGCCGGUGAAGCUACGAAGAAGGUUGUCAUCGAAGUGCUCCGCCGCGCCCGUAACAAGCCCAAUUUUGGCAACGCAGGCGAAGUCGACAUCAUCCUUGAUCAAGCCAAGGAACGGCAGCAAAGACGCGUCUCGAAACUUGCCGGAAAAAGAAACGUGGACAUACUGGAGCCUGAGGAUAUUGAUCCCGAGUUUGACCGAAGUGAUCGCGCCGCCACCAACGUCCGCAUGCUAUUCAAGGAUGUCAUCGGAUGCGAUGAUAUCAUAGAACAGUUAGAAGGAUAUCAGCAAGUUGUCCAAAACAUGAAGGCUAUGGAUAUGGACCCUGUCACGCAGAUCCCCUUCGGAUUUCUAUUCCGUGGACCACCAGGAACCGGAAAGACUACGACAGCCAAGAAAAUGGGGAAGGUUUAUUACGAUAUGGGAUUCCUUGCAGAAGCAACCGUCGUGGAAUGUUCUGCCACUGACUUGAUCGGUCAGUAUGUCGGCCAGACUGGCCCCAAGGUGCAGAAGAAGUUCGACGAUGCUCUUGGCAGAGUUCUCUUCGUCGACGAGGCAUACAGGCUUGCCGAAGGCCACUUUGCUAAGGAGGCCAUGGAUGAGAUUGUCGACUGUCUCACCAAGGAGAAGUACCAGAACAAACUUGUCGUCAUUCUCGCUGGUUAUGACAACGAUAUCAAUCGAUUGAUGAACCAGAACCCCGGGUUAACCAGCAGAUUUCCGGAAACGGUGGUAUUCUCUAGCCUUCCACCACGUCACUGUCGCGACUUACUUCUUCAAUGUCUCCAGAAGAAGAAGCUCAACACGAAGGUCCUCGAAGACUCACCCACCUUGGACAGCCAGCUCCUAAACCUAUUCGGCACACUCGCACAGACUCCAUCGUGGGGCAACGCUCGCGAUGUGCAGACUCUCGCAAGAUCCGUCUUCUCCAAGAUCAUGAAAUCGAAGACACCCGACCCAAACCGGGUCGUACCCGAAAGCCUCGUCAUAGAAGUGAUCAAAGCCAUGAUCAAGGAACGCACGGACCGAGCCGCGUCCGCUCUCCCCUAUUUCACUCCGCCUCCAGAACUGUCCGUCCAGCAGCGACAAGCUUCCCAGGAACCUCCGCCCCCACCACAAGUAUCCACCUCGAUUGCGACGGACACAGUUCCUCCCCCAGAGGAGGAAAAGGAGGACGAACCGGCCAAAAAGAAAGAUGACGGCCCGGAGGACGAACCGAAAAACCUGGCAUCCAUCCGCGACGCAGGCGUCUCCAACGCCGUGUGGGUGCAACUCCAACUCGACCGGCUCGCAGCCGUUCGGCGACAACGCGAGCUCGCCGAAACGCAGCGCAAGGCCGCGGAGCUGGAGCGCGCGGUCCGCGAACAGGAAGCCGCGCUCCAGCGCCAAAAGGACGAGGCGAAGCGGCGCGAGCAGCUAAGGUUGCUGGAGCAGGCGCGCAGGCGCAGGGACGCGGAGGAGAGGAAGAGGAGGGAGGAGGAGGAGACGAUGAGGAAGGAGAAGGAGGUCCAGGCGAAGCUGAAGGUUAUCGGGCGUUGUCCCGUGGGGUUUGAGUGGAUUAAGCAGGCCGGGGGGUAUAGGUGUGCUGGGGGGACGCAUUUUGUGGGUGAUGCUGCUUUGGGGCUUUGA
This is a messenger RNA of Annulohypoxylon truncatum, 7050 nucleotides long. Its product is annotated as P-loop containing nucleoside triphosphate hydrolase protein. The transcript has 7 exons. Gene Ontology annotation, molecular function: helicase activity; ATP hydrolysis activity; ATP binding. Bases 1 to 7050 code for a protein of 2349 amino acids. NCBI's taxonomy places the organism in Eukaryota, Fungi, Ascomycota, Sordariomycetes, Xylariales, Hypoxylaceae. The record is from RefSeq and is a predicted model, not a curated record.